AUGAAGUGUCUGCUUUUAUAUAAAGGAAAUUCAAAGAAUCCUAGAUCUGUACAUAAAUUGUUAUCGGUGUUCAUUUCUGGAGGAAUCAGCUGCAAUAAUCCCAUGUCUUGUUACGAUUCUGAGGCUUGUGGAGAUGAUAACCAUAGUUUUCGCCCCUCAGUGUGCAGUCGGUCGUCUCGAGAGUCUCCUGUUCAGAAUGGGAAUUUGGAUACUGAAAGGAAUAUUGGCACCGGUUUGUCCAGUAACUUGUUUUGGCGCAGCAGAAGUCAGCCUCCGUUUGGUGAAACUGUGAACCACAUGAAUGCAGCUUGUGGACCUAGUUUUCUCAAUACAGAGUCUAACCAACAAGUAUCUGCUAUUGGUCCUACUGAUUCUGUUCAUACACUGGGAAGUUCACACUACACAACUGGAGUUGGUCUUUCCAACAGCGCCCGUUCUGUUGAUAAUGUUCCUGGCUUACUAAGUAGUAGUAGCAGUAACAGUAGUCUAGUCGGAAGAUAUCGUACAAUAAGUGGAGUUAAUUCACGCCCACAGUCAAUUGAUCCGUCUACAUGUGAAUCUCAUUUGUCUCGUUUACUAAGGUUUGGUUCACUUCGAUUUGAUGAAACUAUCACAGAUGUAACUGAGACAUCAACCAGGAGGCAGGAUUCUCCUUUGGGUGACUAUUCAAAUGAUGAAUUUCCCGAACUUCCUGUUAGAUUAGGAUCAGGUCCUUGUAAUUUCCGCUCAGCCGCUAGUUCAUCUGCGAAUGCUAGUCCAUCUGUUACUUCAAAUGCACCGUCUACACCUAAUAACACCUCAGAAUCUCAGGAACAGACACAAUGUAAUUCCCCUAUCACUCCUACACACGUAUCUUCGAUCUUGCCGUCAUCCAGUAUUAUCACAAAUGCUGACUGUAAUACCGAACACUGUACUGGUUCAGUAACUCAAGUGAGCUGCUCAGUCCCCACUACCGAUAUUCCUAGUUCUGAAACGACUAGCGUUUUUGUUCCGCCAACUCCAAAACAAUGUUCUGUCAAGUUUCCUAAACGUGGGGAGCUAGACAGUCAAAGAGGUUCAAUCGGGUCAAGCUCUAAUUAUCAACCAGAGGCUGAUCAUGAUUUUUACCAGAACGAUUGUUUCUCAUCUAAAGUAUCUAAUCAGAGCAGUGAUUAUGUGUACAGAAUGUAUGCUAAAUUAAAUGAACUUCGUUGUCAAGGCCUGUUUUGUGAUGUGGUUUUACAAGCUGGUUCAACAAAAAUACACGCUCAUCGUAAUGUGUUGGCAGCUAGUUCUCAGUAUUUUCAUGCAAUGUUUACAAGCCCAAUGACUGAAUCCCGAUCUCCUUGUGUACAUUUUCAUGGAAUUGAAGGAUCAGCGCUUACCCAGUUAAUUAACUUCAUUUACACCAAUGAAAUUAGUGUGAAUGAAGAAAAUGUGCAAACCCUCUUACCAGCUGCAAAUUUAUUACAGCUUACAGCAGUUCGUGAUAUAUGCUGUGAAUUCUUGCAGUCUCAACUGCAUCCUAGUAAUUGUUUAGGUAUUCAAAAGUUCGCUGAUUUACAUAACUGUCAAAAUUUACUCGAUUUUAGUCGGCGUUUCACGGAGCAACAUUUCGGUGAACUACUGGAACAAGAUGAUGAAUUCUUGAAAUUGGAUUCAGAUCAGCUUGUGGAAUUAAUUUCAAGCGACAGGUUAGCUGUUUCAGAAGACCAAGUUUUUGAAGCUGUUCUUCGAUGGAUUGCACAUAAUCCAAACGAGAGACAAAUAGAAGCUCAAAAACUCUGCUCACAUGUCCGAUUCGCCUUUUUACCACGCGAUUAUUUAGCAUGCCUAAGCCGGUCGGAUGCUUUUUUAACCGCGAAUCCUUGGUGUAAGGACUAUUUGAUUGAAGCACUUAGUUAUCAUUUAUUACCAUGGGACCGAAAACUACGGAUGGCCUCUGAACGCACAAAGCCACGAAUCCCAGAUAGGUUACCAAAAAUUCUACUUGUUGUAGGUGGACAAUCACCCAAAGCCAUCCGAUCUAUUGAAUGUUUCGAGUUUCAGGAAGGUUCUUUGAACUCUCUACAGACGAGUAAUCGUUCUGAUCCAGUUGUAGGUAGUCCAUCUACUUCAUCUCAUUCUGUUUCAAUGGAAUCCAUGAGUCUAGCAGUUCGCAGUGUUAAUUUCAAUGAUAGUGGUUCAAAUUCUGAUGCAACAAUUAUAUCAGACCUUCCAAGUAGGCGCUGUCGCGCUGGCGUGGCUGUUGUAGAUGGUUUAAUUUAUGUUAUCGGUGGAUUUAAUGGUACCUUGCGUGUACGUUCUGUCGAAGUUUUUGACCGUAUACGCAACACAUGGCAUUCUGGUCCAAAUAUGGAAUUUAGACGAGCAACCUUAGGUGUUGCUGUUUUAAAUGGCUUGAUUUAUGCAGUAGGCGGUUUUGAUGGGAUUGUCGGUCUUAAUUCUGCCGAAGUUUUGGAUGUAUGGUCAGGUAGCUGGCGAUCUAUCCCAUCUAUGGCAUGUCAGAGGUCUUCAGUAGGCGUAGGUGCUGUGGACGGUAAACUAUAUGCUGUUGGUGGGUUUGAUGGAACAGUACGUCGUUGUCUUUCAACUGUGGAAUGUUAUGAUCCAACUACUAAUGCUUGGUGUAUGGUAUCCGAAAUGGCAUUCAGACGAAGUGGGCCUGCAGUUUGUGCGCUGAAUAACCGUCUUUAUGCUGUUGGUGGUCACGAUGGUCCAGUAGUACAAGUUUCGGCUGAAGUUUAUUCUCCUGAAACAGGAGUCUGGCAGCGUAUAGCUGAUCUGAAUGUUAAACGUAGAAAUGCAGGAUUGGUUGCACACGAUGGAUUUCUUUACGUGAUUGGUGGUGAAGAUGGCGAAACUGAUUUAACCAGUAUAGAAAAGUACGACCCUGCUACAAAUACAUGGGCUUUACUUCCAACUAACCUUAGAAUCGGUCGAAGUUACGCUGGUGUUAUUAUCAUGGAACGUAAUGCUAUCUAA
Messenger RNA from Trichobilharzia regenti, 2964 nucleotides. The record is from the annotation of a GenBank genome assembly. Lineage: Eukaryota; Metazoa; Platyhelminthes; Trematoda; Strigeidida; Schistosomatidae.